Neoarthrinium moseri is the source of this 777-nucleotide messenger RNA. RefSeq lists its product as uncharacterized. The transcript is spliced from 3 exons. Lineage: Eukaryota; Fungi; Ascomycota; Sordariomycetes; Amphisphaeriales; Apiosporaceae. The record is from RefSeq and is a predicted model, not a curated record. Bases 1 to 777 code for a protein of 258 amino acids.
AUGUCGAAUCACGUUCUUGUCUUGGGCGGCAGCGGAAAGAUAUCGCAAUUGCUAACACCCCUGCUCUUGCAGCGGUCCUGGACGGUUACUAGCAUCAUUCGCAACCCCGACCAGGUUGCGAGCCUGCAGAAGUUGGGUGAAAACCAAAAAGGAAAACUCAAUGUCCUCGUGAGAAACCUCGACGAGGUGAAGAGUGAGGCGCAGGCCAGGAGCAUCAUUGAUGAGGUCAAGCCGAACUACGUGGUCUGGAGUGCAGGCGCCGGAGGUAAAGGGCCCCCAGAAAGGACUUUCACCGUUGAUCGCGAUGCUGCAACAUACUUCAUCCGCGCAUCCGCUGCUACGCCUCAAGUCACCAAAUUCCUGAUGAUCUCGUUCAUCGGCUCCCGCCUCAAGAAGCCGUCCUGGUUCAGCAAUGCAGAUUGGGAACAGCAACUGAAGGGGCGGCAGAAGCUACAGAAUUACUACGAAGCCAAGAUCGCCGCCGACGAGGUCCUUUACACCGAGGGCAAGAGGCGCAAGGACUUUGCAGGCAUCAACCUCCGCCCGGGUCUGCUCACUGAUGAGCCUGCGGGCAAAGUCGAAUUGGGCAAGCUGUCAAAGCCCAAUGGUCCUAGUAGCCGGACGUCUGUCGCGCACCUAGCGGCGCUUCUCCUUGACAGCCAAGACGUCAGGAGCUGCUGGCUAGAUAUGCUGGAUGGCAGCGAAGACCCAGAGGCGGCCGUGCAGCGUGUUGUAAAAGACGGCGUUGACUGCGCAGAGGGCGAGCCGUUUUACUGA